Abrus precatorius (Indian licorice) is the source of this 1019-nucleotide messenger RNA. Its product is annotated as proactivator polypeptide-like 1. The transcript has 6 exons. The record is from RefSeq and is a predicted model, not a curated record. NCBI's taxonomy places the organism in Eukaryota, Viridiplantae, Streptophyta, Magnoliopsida, Fabales, Fabaceae. Gene Ontology annotation, biological process: lipid metabolic process. The coding region runs from base 152 to 901 and encodes 249 amino acids.
AGUGAAGAUAGCAACUCAAUCAUUCCUUGUUCCAACCAACACGACAAUCCAAGUCCCAGAAAGGAAUCAUCACCAUUUUGUUUCCAUUCUUCUCCUGAUUCAUUCCUUGUUUACUUUAUUUCCAGGGAAAAUCACUCAGAAAAAUAGAACCAUGGAAAAGAGAAUGAAACUCUUGUUUCUUGUUCUAUUGGGUGCUGCCUGGGCUUGUGAUGCAAGAGAAGUAGCAAACCCAGAUCAUUGGAACAGUAACACAGCAAACUAUGGCAAUUCUGAGCUAAGCAGAAAACCUGAUAUAUGUGCUUGUUGUGAAGAAUACACUGCCAGGGCACUUGAUUAUCUAAAUGAAAAUAAAACCCAGAUUAAGAUCACUGAUAUCCUUCACAAUACUUGCUACCGGUUUAGCUCCAUCAGGCAGAAGUGCAUCACUUUGGUAGACUACUAUGCUCCUCAAUUCUUCUUAGAAAUAGCUUCAAUUAAGCCUGGAGAAUUGUGUCACAAGGCCAACCUCUGUCAAGGCAUUGCAUAUAUUUCCUUGAAAGUUGAAGAAAAUAGCUGUGAGUUCUGUAAAGAUACUGUUUCAGCAGCAUUGGCUAAGUUGAAAGAUCCUAACACUGAGGUGGAGUUAAUUGAGACAUUACUAAAAGGGUGCCAUUUGGUGGAAAGGUACACAGAUAAGUGCAAGAGGAUGGUCUUUGACUAUGGACCUCUAGUUUUUGACAAUGCAGAGAAGUUCUUGGAGAUGACAGAUAUAUGUAGUUAUGCACUAAAUUUCAUGCCUACAAGGCUCCACCAGUGGUUGGCUAACAAGCCUUCUUUUAUUUCUCUUAAUUAUGGAAACAACGUCCUUAUCAAAUUGAUAGUGUACUUGUUGAGGAAAAUUUCCAUGUAUAUAAUAUAUUAAGAAAGGAAUAAAGUGUAAUGGUACUUGUCUUUGGAUCAUAAUCAGAAACCUCCUAUCUGAAAAUGUUGAUUCAAGGAGGAGUGGGAUAAUUUGUGUGUAAUUGAAAGGAAAUUAUGCC